Messenger RNA from Anopheles stephensi (Asian malaria mosquito), 2571 nucleotides. RefSeq lists its product as uncharacterized. The record is from RefSeq and is a predicted model, not a curated record. Lineage: Eukaryota; Metazoa; Arthropoda; Insecta; Diptera; Culicidae. Gene Ontology annotation, biological process: sensory perception of smell. The transcript has a single exon. Gene Ontology annotation, molecular function: odorant binding. The coding region runs from base 775 to 2151 and encodes 458 amino acids.
UGUAGCACAUUGGACUCACACUGCUCCGACGAGUUGUACUUGCCCUGAGAGUGGCACCGUACGAUCUAGUCCGAGUGAGUGAUAAUGUGUACGGACACUGAAAGACUAGGAUAUAAGAUUGCCCCACGACGUAAGUCCGGAACGGUAUGAAACGCGCAAAACUAGUUAGUAUCUGAACGGUAAGUAAUCAAAUAACGUCUACGCUUGCAACGACAUAAGUCUACUUGAAUUCUCGGAAGCGAUAAGUGGCCCAGUCGAUAACCCUAAACCGCAAACACAUUUCUCCAAAAACGCAUCCCCGCUUAUCAGUAACCUUGAAAAUCUGUUUCAUAUUUCACGGUGAGUCUCGCUUUCUCCGUCACUCAACCAUGCUUCUAGCUGUUUAGUAAGCAAUCUGCAAACGUAGCGCAAACACACCAUGGAUCGUGAUAUAACGCUUACGAUCGCCGUAAACAAUGCGAUAAAAACUAACCAUACUAUUGAACGUACCUCGCCAGCUCUAAGCACUCGCAUUUUUGGCUGUGCAGUGUUGGGAAAAUACCGCUCUUCCCAUCUUCACUCGCGACCACGGAUUAGCUUCAUUUUUUGUUGUUGAUCAUCUUAGUAGCAGGGAUGUGCAGUGUGUACAUCCCUGCGGUAAUACAUUACGUGCCACGCUGGUAGCUACAAGCGCGCUCACUUUUCUCCACUGUAGCCAUAUAAAACGCGUUUAUCGUGGCGAAUGUUACCGCAUAAAGUGUGCGCCACUCGUUCCAGGUAAACGUAAGCGCCACCAUGAAACAGUUACUGCUCGCUGCACUGCUGGCUGCCCUGGUGCCCUUCAACGCCCUCGCCAACGACACCAAAGGGCUUACGAUCGAGAAGAGCUUUUUGCAGUCGGUGCACGACUGUGCCGAGUACCUGCAGGUGUCCAAGCACCGGCUGGUACAGUACCUCGCGUACGAGUUUCCACCGGACGACGAAACCAAGUGUUUGAUCUACUGCGUCGGUACGGAUCUGCGCUGGUGGAACAACACGUGCGGACUGCAGAUUCCGGCCAUCGUCAACUUUUUCCAGCCCGUGCUGGGCGAUCGGCAGUACGAGAAGCGCACGAGCGAGUGUCUCGAGCGGAAUGUGUACGGCAAGAACUCGCCCAACAGUUGCUGCAAGGCGUACGAUGCGUUCCAGUGCUACUUCCGGGAGUUUGGCAAUCUGGUAACCUGUCCGCAGUAUGUGCCGGCCACUCAGCUGCAGGCAACGCAGGCAGCGCUCGAUUGUCUGAACAUGCUGCGAGUUCCCGUUGAUCUGUUGAAGUGUUACAGUAAAGGAAACCUGCCCGAUGUGCCGGAGACGCGCUGUCUGUAUCACUGCAUCGAUCACCGGACCGGACUGUACACAACGGAAAGUGGCCUGUGCCUGUCGCGGUUUUAUGUGCGUGACUUCGCGAAGCCCGAUCUGCGGUAUCUGAGCAAGGAGACGAAGGCCUGCCGCGAUCGCAUUCGACAGUCUGGGUGUGACGUCUGCUCGGAGGUGUACAACACGCAUCGAGACUGUUUGGCCGGUAUCGGUGUGGAGGGGUACACGGGUGGCAUCAUUACCGAGGCGGCCCGCAUUGCUCUGACGAAUCUUGGAGUGUGCUGUGAGGAGCCACCGCGGCAAGCUUCGGUGGAGCAGGUUGAAGAGGUAGGCUACAGUUAUGCCUCCUACCAACCGGCAGCAGUGGCCAGUGGUGCGUGUAAGACUUGCGGCACCUCGAAGGUGCCGUUCGCUCCGGUACUCCCCCGGCCUGCGGUAGUUCCAGCGCCAGUAGUUACCUUUAAAUCACCGGUCUAUGCACCCCGACCAUCGGCGUGCUCUUCGUGUGGAUCCGUCCCGAAAGUGGUUCCGAUGAGCGAGAAGCAUCCGGCAGCCGAGACUGGUGGACAUAGGCCACCACCGUACGUGAAGCACGUAGCCCAUCCAGGAUCGGGAAGGCCACAGUUGAUGUACUAUCUGGCGUCGGCAGCAUCAUCGCCACCUGCUGUGGUGGAACCGUGUUCGUGCUCUUCGUCACAGGUCGUCAGUAAACCGGCGUUCUCUGCCUUCUCGCCGCGAUCGUACCCUGAACGAUCGCACGGUCCCUAUCCGUCGUGUCGCACCUGUAAGGCGGAACACUUCGGAGUAACCCCCUAAGUAGAUUCGUUAUUUAUUAAUUUUACAGUUAAAAGAGGUUCGUUAGUAGAAAUAAAAUUGACGAAAGAAUAAACAUAUGACUGUAUUGCGGUAACAAAACAGAAAUCACACCAACAAUGGCCGCUUUCUACAGCUACGUGCCAAAACCCCCCGGGGCGACUCCGGGGUGAUAAAGUAUAAACAUCAACCAACUCGGCAACAGUGUGUUUUGCCAUUUUGGAAAGCAUUUUCCCACUCGCAGAUAAACAACGUACCUGUGCGUGCGGCCAUUACGUGGACGACGUUGUGAAAACAACGCCAUAUUGCUUAUCAAACAGCUCGGAGCUGUUAUGCAUAAAACCCGGCCAGUUAUUUUAACUCCUUGCGUGGCAACAAACACCAUCAACGUCUUUUAUUAACCGAUAAAACAAUAAAUAAGUA